This is a messenger RNA of Anopheles merus, 958 nucleotides long. RefSeq lists its product as uncharacterized. The record is from RefSeq and is a predicted model, not a curated record. The transcript has 5 exons. The coding region runs from base 275 to 916 and encodes 213 amino acids. Gene Ontology annotation, cellular component: extracellular region. Gene Ontology annotation, molecular function: chitin binding. Lineage: Eukaryota; Metazoa; Arthropoda; Insecta; Diptera; Culicidae.
CAAAUAUUCUUUGUAGUUUCGCUUCAAUUACCAAGGCGAGUACGACGUGAUAGCAACACUAGUUUAGCACCAUGGGGACAAUGGUUUGGAUUCUAGCGUUGUGCUGUGUAAUUGCAACGGGGCUUCAGACGAUAAAUGCGGAUGAAAACUUACCAAUAGUUGUUCGAAUGCAUAGAACUGUGGUUGAUAAUACUAACACAAAUCUAAUCGAUUCCGACGAUUCUAAAAAGAAUGCAAAGCCCGUGGCAUCACUUGUGGUAGCUGUACAAGCGUAAUGCUUUGUAACCAUGAGAAUAAAAUAGUUGCCUCAUAUGAGUGCAGUUCUGUCGAUGCUCAACGACCUUACUGUGUGGGCAAUGGAAUGUGUACAAAUAUCAUGGAUGCACAAUGUAACACGCCUAGCGAACUAUGCCCUCCAGAACAAUCCUAUACAUUUUAUCCAGUUCCCGGCAAUUGUAGUGAAUCGGUAUAUUGCAACGAUAAAAAGUUCGCAAUGAAGCAAAGCGCUCCUAGCUCAUCGUACGUGUUCAAUUCUUUAGUCCAAUCAUGGACUUUGCGUAAAACUACUGCCGAUUGUUUCCAAAUUAACUGUCUGAGCUCAACGAUGCAGAACAAAUUUUAUGUAUAUAAAACAAAUCCUCGGUUAUAUUUUUAUUGCGCCACCUUCGGGCCGAUGACGUUCGAAUGUAGUGAAAAUGAAGAAUUCAAUGAAACUAAGAGAAGGUGUGAGUUUGCUUGCAAAAAAGAAGGCAAAUUUGCAAUUCCGGACGGAAAUGGAGGAUCGCAAACGGAUCGCUACUAUUUAUGUUUGGCGGGACUGAACGGAUCGUACCAAUUGUUUGAAACACCCUGUCCUACUGGGCUGACUUUUCAAACGGACGAUUGCAAACUACCACCGCCACCAGCUACAUCAUAAAAUAAUCUAACAUUGUUGCUUAAUAAAUUGCAUGUUUAAAAA